GGGCCCUCUGCCGGAAGUACGGAAGGAGGCCUCCAGCGCUGGGAAAACUGACCGCAAAGUUUGCCCGCGGAGUCUUGCGUUGCGGUCGCGGUUCCUCUCCUCACCCUUGGGAAGAAAUGUCUUUUGUAAAAAGAAAUCCAAAACGCAUAAUACUUUCUGAACUCCACAGUUCAGCUGCAGAAGGAGAUGUUGCCAAGGUAGCAGCAAUACUCAGUCACUCUCCAUCUCUUCUCAAUGAAACCUCUGAAAAUGGCUGGACCGCCUUGAUGUAUGCUGCAAGGAAUGGGCAUCUCGAAGCUGUCCAGUUUCUGCUUGAGAAAGGAUGUGACAGAUCACUUGUCAAUAAGUCAAGGCAGACUGCACUGGAUAUUGCAGUGUUUUGGGGUUAUAAGCAUAUAGCUAACUUGUUAGCUAAUGCAAAAGGUGGGAAGAAACCUUGGUUCCUAACCAAUGAAGUAGACGAAUGUGAAAAUUAUUUUAACAGAACUCUACUGGACCGGAAGAGUGACAAAAGAACUAAUUCUGACUGGCUACAAGCUAAAGAGAGCCACCCAGCCACAGUUUAUAUCCUUUUCUCCGACUUGAACCCCUUGGUUACUCUAGGUGGAAAUAAAGAAAGCUCGCAGCAGCCGGAAGUCAGGCUUUGCCAGCUGAACUACACAGAUAUAAAGGAUUACUUGGCCCAGCCGGAGAAGAUCACUUUGGUGUUCCUUGGAGUGGAGCUUGAAAUGAGAAAAGGAUUGCAUAACUAUGCUGGAGAUAUCCCAGGCGAAGAGGAGGAUGGUUUAGUUGCAUGGUUUGCACUCGGUAUAGAUCCUGUUGCUGCUGAAGAGUUUAAGCAAAGGCAUGAAAAUUGCUAUUUUCUCCACCCUCCAAUGCCAGCUCUUCUGCAGUUGAAAGAAAAAGAGGCUGGGGUUGUAGCUCAAGCAAGAUCUGUUCUUGCAUGGCAUAGUCGAUACAAGUUUUGCCCAACCUGUGGCAGUGCAACUAAAAUUGAAGAAGGUGGCUAUAAAAGAGUCUGUUUAAGAGAAAACUGUCCUAGCCUGCAAGGUGUCCACAAUACAUCUUACCCAAGAGUUGAUCCAGUAGUAAUCAUGCAGGUUAUCCAUCCAGAUGGAACCAAAUGUCUUUUAGGCAGGCAAAAGAGAUUUCCCCCAGGCAUGUUUACUUGUCUCGCUGGAUUUAUUGAACCUGGGGAGACAAUAGAAGAUGCUGUGCGGAGAGAAGUAGAGGAGGAAAGUGGAGUCAAAGUUGGCCAUGUUCAGUAUAUCUCUUGUCAGCCAUGGCCAAUGCCCUCGUCUUUAAUGAUUGGUUGUUUAGCUGUGGCAGUGUCUACAGAAAUUAAAGUUGACAAGAAUGAAAUAGAGGAUGCCCGAUGGUUCACUAGAGAACAGGUUGUGGAUGUUCUUACCAAAGGGAAGCAGCAAGCAUUCUUCGUACCACCAAGCCGAGCCAUUGCACAUCAGCUAAUCAAACACUGGGUUAGAAUGAACCCCAAUCUCUAAUUGAAAAUACUAACCUCUGUUGGGAUAUGAUUUAAUGUUUAAUACCUAUUUCUCAAGUAAGAUUAGAUAUAUUUAUUGAUCUUUAGAAUCAUAUAUUAUAAAAUCUGGGGGCUUCAAAAUAUUUUAAGUGUUCUUUCCAUUAUUAACUACAAAAUUCAUAGUGUUGUAAAUUAGAAUGAUGCCUCAGAUUUUCAUAAAAUUGGAGUUAACCUGUGAACAUUUUUGUUGUGAUUCCCGAUUUUACCUCACAAAACUAACUGUAUUUUUACCAAAAAAAAAAAUAAUGUUGGAAUAAAUGUGCUCCAGAAAUUGGAUAAACCUUAAUCCAUGUCUUGAAAAGACUGGAUUCCUUGCUGGACAUAUGCAUUAAAAUAACUUUAUUGAAUUUUGAGCUUCAAUAUAUAUUUAGUCAUCUACUAGCCAUUCUCCUGGCCUAUUGUUAUAGGAGUGGUACUGUUCUAGUGUUGCUACUGGUUCAGUAUGACUAGUGCUAAGAAUUAUUUUAUUUUAACAGUUUACCCAUUACUGAUCUUAGAAUAUUACACUCAUGAGUAGAGAACUAAAAAAACAUAUGUACACCUUUGUAUCUGGGACCUCACAGUUAAAUUCAAAGCAAACUACUACAUCUGUCUGUUUCACUUAUACUUAAAGUUGCUAUUAAGACAAGUGAAGAUUUUCCAGUUUUUCACCUGACUUCAACAUUUUAGAAAGGAAUUCCUGAAGGUCAGAAACUAAAUCUCAAUUGUAUUUAUAUUUUAAAUAAAUGAAUUAAUUAAUUAAAACAAAUUAAUUUUGUGAUGAGGGAUAUAUUUGCUUUGGAAAGAAAUAUAUAAUAAUUGCUAUCAGUAUUCAUUAUACUGUAAUAUAAUGUCUUGGCUUUGGCCUUAUUUCAUCACAUCCUAAAAAGCCUUACUUAUUAUACCUUAGAGUUGAGUUGCUAAGAUCCUAGAGAAAGUAGUUGCAGUAUUUCAGUUUUACAAUAUAGACAGACACAUUUAUUUUGCUUGGCAGUUUUGCAAUUGUUUUUAACUAUAUACAUCUACAUAUUUGCCUCUUUACUAUUCUGUUAGAACUUGAAGAGAUCUUAAGCACAGUAGAUGUUGGACAUAAUCAUUGAAACUGUAGUAUGCAGCUAAGAACUAGAUUUUUCCUGUACUAGGAAACAGAAGCUAUUACCCAAAAGUAUCUGUGGUCUAAGGAGUUAGAAAAUGGUUCAGUCAUAACAGUGCUUGCUAUGCAAGCUUGAGUACUUGAGUUCAGAUCCUCUGCACCCAUUUCAGAAACUGGGUUCAGUGACAUACAAAUCUAAUCUCAGAUCUAAACAGGCAGAGACAUGAGUAUCCUGGGGCUCGAUGACCAGUCAGUCUGGUGAAUCAGUAAGCUCAAUGAGAUGAGAGACCUUGUCUUGAACCACAAGGUAGAAAAAGCUGCAGAUGGCUCAGUGCUGAAGAACACUUUCUGUCUUUGUGGAGUUUGGUUCCCAAGAUCCUCCUCAGGAGCUCACAACUACCCGUAACUACAGCUCCAUGGGAUCCAAUACCCUGUUGUGGCCUCUGCGGACACCUGCAUGCACGUUUACUUAACAAACAGACAUAUAAAUAGAGUGAAUGAAGAAGACAGCUGACUUCUGUCUCUGGCCUACACACACACACACACACACACAGAGAGAAAGAGAGAGAGAGAAAGAAUGAGAAUGGGUUAAAAGGAAUGAUGAUAAAAAGAAUGGACUUAACUUAUCAAAUGUUGUUAAUUGGUACUACCUAAAAUUUAUUUAACCUAAAUAAUAUAACUUUCUCAGAGAAUUUAUUUUACUAAUGAAUACUAUUGCUUAGCAGUUAAUGAAAGCUUAUUAAAAUGAGAACUUGAGACCAAACCAAAAAUUAUUGAGGAAAUUUAUAUACAUGGUAACUUGGAGUUGUAUAACUAUAUUAAAAUAAUAUACUUUGAUUAUUAUGAAA
Molecule: messenger RNA, 3463 nt
Organism: Meriones unguiculatus (Mongolian gerbil)
Lineage: Eukaryota; Metazoa; Chordata; Mammalia; Rodentia; Muridae
Gene: Nudt12
Product: nudix hydrolase 12
Exons: 7
Coding region: 117-1505 (462 amino acids)
Biological process (GO): NADP+ catabolic process; NAD+ catabolic process
Cellular component (GO): cytosol
Molecular function (GO): protein binding; NADH pyrophosphatase activity; metal ion binding
Source: RefSeq, a predicted model, not a curated record